This is a messenger RNA of Xyrichtys novacula (pearly razorfish), 3350 nucleotides long. NCBI's taxonomy places the organism in Eukaryota, Metazoa, Chordata, Actinopteri, Labriformes, Labridae. The record is from the annotation of a GenBank genome assembly.
ACACAAACAAAACAAAAACAAAACCCGAACAAAACUAAAAAAAAACCUCUUAUGACUUUCUGAUUCAAUCCUUUCAGAGAGAUUUUAAUUUUCCGGAACGUUUCUGAGAGAAAAUCUUUAAAAACAAGAAAAAAUCUCACCAAACCAUGAGUUUUUCUGUCGCUUACUCAUCCUGCGAAUGAUGAGGAUCUGACACAAACACACCCCACACCCUCUUUAUAUCGUAGACACACACACACACACACACACAUUCCUACCAGGGGUCACAUGACUUCUCAGAAACAGACCAGUUUACUUUACGUGUGUGUGUGUGUGUCUACGAUAUAAAGAGGGUGUGGGGUGUGUUUGUAUCAGUCUACCAGCUGUGUGUUUAUCGGGAGGAUGGAGGAGCAGCAGGAUCGUUCAGGUGAGUCAAAUCAUUCAGUUUACAUGUGGAGGUGUGUUAGCAUGUUAGCAUCAUGCUAACAGUAUCUCAGGGACCUCACCUGUCUCACCUGUCUCACCCGUCUCACCCGUCUCAUUGUGCUGUUAGUGUCCAAACUUGAACAGGAGCUCUGGGCCUCAGUUCAUGGACUUCUACCUGCAGGGGCGUGUCCAGAGGACAGCCAGGGUGAAAGUGCUAACUCUAAAUCUGAUUGGCCAGCUGGUUGGCUGUUUGCCUUGUUAGAGGCGGGGCAUGGGGGGCGUCAGUGAGGUUGUUUCUCUGUGUCUGCCCUGGUACCAGGAUCUGAGACCUGGUCCAUGUUCUGUGUUCUGGGUCCUGAAGAUCUGUUCUAUAACGUCACUCAUGUUUCUCAUUGUCCAGUUUUGACCCUUUGAGUCACACCUGUCUCCACAGGUGAGGGCAGCUCUGUUGAUGACCCCGUCAGAGUUAACCUGAAGAGGUCAGGAUCACAGGUGAGCUCACAGGCUUCAACCAGGUAACAGAGACUUUCUCAGCCAAUCAAAUCACAGCUGAUCCACUCAGUCAGGUAGGAGGGUUCAGGUGUGUGAGUUUACCUGUUAACCUCAGCUGUUCUCAUGAUCAAAGUCCGCCUCCAAAGAUAAAUGUGACGAGUCUUUAUGAAGCAUUUAUAAAAUCAGAUGGAUAUAAUAUCAUCGCCUACAUCCAUCUGUCAGAAUAUAUAUAUAAUAUAUAUAUAUACAAUAUAUAUAAUCAGACUGAUGAUAAAGGAGCCAAACCACUGAUACUAAUGAUGGUUCUGAUAAUGAGAAUAACUCAGAAUAAUGAGAAUAACUCAGAAUGAUGAGAAUAACUCAGAAUAAUGAGAAUAACUCAGAAUGAUGAGAUUAACUCACCUGUCCUCUCUUUAGAUGGACGUGUCAGAUGGACGUCUUCAGAGCCCUAAAUGUGGGACCAGCCUGCCUGUGGAGGCUGGAGAGGAAGUUGACCCUGAGAACCCAGGUCAAGACCUGGACCAGCAGCAGGACAAAGUAAGUGUGUGUGUGUGUGUGUGUGUGUGUGUGUGUGUGUGUGUGUGUUGCUGAAACACCACAUCAUACAGUGAGUCAAAUAGGAUUGAACAUGUCACCAUUUUUCUCAGUGGACAUAUUUCUAAAAGUGCUGCUGACAUGAGAUUUUCACCAAAUGUGGGAAAGGCCCCCUAAACCCACAGGUGCAUGUAUAUUUAUAUAUAUAUGUAUAUAUAUAUAUAUAUAUAUAUAUAUAUAUAAAUAUACAUGCACCUGUGUGUUUGAUAAGGUUAGGUUUGGUUGUCCUCCUCUGACCUUCAGGUCUUUCCAGAGACAUUUAUUGGAUUCAUGUUGGGUGGUUGGUUGGAGCAGCUUUAUCUAAAUGGUCCGGUUUGUACCUGAGUUAGAGCAGACACUCUUUGUACUGCUGAUGAGAGAGAAGAUAAGAUAUAGCUUUAUUAUAAUAUAUACUAUUAUUAUAACAUAGAUACAGAUACAAAAGAGAAAUGACAGGAUAAAGAAACAUACAUGUGUACAGCAUAAAGGUAUAAAUAUGGAUAAAUACAAAGUAAAGGGUUAACAUGCUAAUGUAGAUGUUCUUCAUGUUUACAGCUGUUACAGAAGCUGGAGGAUGUCCUGAGAGAACUUCAAGAACUGCUGCCACCAGAGAAAUACAAAAGUAAGUUUUUGGAUCUGACACAACAAGAUCAAUAUUACUCACUGUAGUCAAAAGGACUUUUUAUCAGGAUGUAAUGAUGUCUAAACCGUGUUGGUGCAGAUGCUGAGUGUUUGGUAAACUGGGAGAACCUGCGUAUGAAUCCAGCUGAGACACGAUCACUGUUGGAACUGCUGCGGUACCUCAAAGACCUGCACCAGAAGGCCAGGAAAACUGAUGACGUGAAAGCUGAUAACAAGAAAGCUGAUGACAGAAGAGGUGAUAACGGCUCUGUCUUUAACUCCUGACUACCUGACUCUGCUCCAUGACUCACCUGACACUCUGGGCUGGUCCAUGAAGGAGAUCUGAGACUCUUUUCAGGAGGACAAAUAAAACUUGAAUUUUAAAUAGUAAAUUUAUAAGUUUUUUUUCAACAUUUUGAAAGUUUAAAAAUGUUUUUAUUGUGUAAAUAGUUUAAAAAGUUUAAUAGUAAAGUAUUUAUGUUUUUCUCCAUCAGAGAAGAAGACUCCUCCCUCUUCAUCUUACCGCUCUCUGCGCCCGUAUGAAGUCAAGGUGUUUUCCAAAGCAGCCGGGCGCACCUGUGGGGCUGAUGGUGUCAUACUGGAACAGGUGAAUGGAUGGGCUCAGUUCUUUAAGGUCGAGAUCGUCGCAGACUUCCAUGACUGUGACAUCAUCAUCCUAUUCUGUCCAAUCGUAUCUCGUGUCGGGACUGAUGUGGAUGCCGCCAUGAGAACAAUCCCAGGUAACUGUUACCCAACCCCUACAUCAGGGGGCGGGGCUUAACCAGCGUUUGUCCUGUGUAGAAGAACCCACUGAUCCGUCCUGUGUCUCAUGUCUCUGUCCUCAGGGGACAAACCUGUCAUCUUAGUCCUGAUGCAUCACACCAGAGACGCCGACUACUCUGUGGACAAAUAUAAAAACUGGAGCAAAGAAAAGAAGAGCGUAGUUCUGGCUGUUCAUGUCCUCCACCAUGAGACGAAGGGUUUACUGAAGUGUGCGAGGAACGAUGACGCUGUCAAGCAAAUACGGAAAGAGUUAAAGAAUAAAAGUCAUUAUAGAUUAUUUUAAAGAGGACUGAAAAGAGGAGGAGUCAGACUGACGGUGAAAACAGGGCUGGAUGAGUGAAAAAAGACCAGUUAACUAUUAAAACCAGUAUUUGUUUAACACAUAAUGCAACAGUUUAAUGAAGGAUGAGUUUGUUUGUGAAACUGUAAAAAAAUAACAUCACCAUCACUGAACAGAAUAAACUCCUAAAACCUCA